GAUUGUUGGCGGGCGCCGCCAUCUUGGUCAGUGAGCUUGCGAGUGGCUGUACGACGAGGUGUACGUAUUUCGGUGAAACGAGUAUUUCGUGCGAUUUCCCUGGAACCCUUCGCCUACCCGUGAAAUCCACGAGCAUCCAAGAUGUCGGAACGGGAGGACAACGUUUAUAAAGCGAAACUGGCUGAGCAAGCGGAGCGCUAUGACGAGAUGGUCGAGGCGAUGAAAAAGGUCGCCUCGCUGGAUGUGGAGCUUACCGUCGAGGAAAGGAAUCUACUCUCUGUCGCCUACAAAAAUGUGAUCGGAGCGAGGAGGGCCUCCUGGAGAAUAAUCUCAAACAUCGAACAAAAGGAAGAGAACAAGGGUGCCGAGAGGAAGUUAGAGAUGAUCCGCCAGUACCGAUCUCAGGUCGAGAAGGAGCUGAAAGACAUCUGUGCUGAUAUUCUGGGAGUUUUAGACAAACAUCUGAUUCCGUGCGCGUCCACUGGCGAAUCGAAAGUCUUCUAUUACAAAAUGAAGGGUGAUUACCACCGCUACCUUGCCGAAUUCGCCGUCGGUAACGACAGGAAGGAAGCCGCGGAGAACUCUUUAGUUGCCUACAAAGCGGCGAGCGAUACUGCGAUGACGGACCUGCCACCGACUCAUCCCAUACGUCUAGGAUUGGCGCUUAACUUCUCCGUGUUCUAUUAUGAAAUUCUCAAUAGCCCCGACAGAGCGUGCCGUCUAGCGAAGGCAGCUUUUGAUGACGCGAUCGCGGAAUUAGACACCUUGUCCGAAGAGAGUUAUAAAGAUUCUACCUUAAUUAUGCAGCUUCUUAGGGACAAUCUUACCCUUUGGACGUCGGAUAUACAAGGAGAUGGGGAGGGCGAACAGAAGGAGCAGUUGCAAGACGUGGAAGAUCAGGACGUAUCGUAACUCUAACUGUAGUGAGUGUUAUCUUGCGUAUAUAAAACUGAAAAAAACACAAGAAAGCAAAAAACUCUUAAUAACUUGUAAGCAAAAGAAAAAAACAAUUCAAGCAGGUGGAAGUUCGGGGUGGGAAGGGGAGAUCUUUAGCGAUUGCGUGACCCUAAGCACGCACGUACGUACGGUUACUCCAAAAAAAUACAUUAACAAAAAGCGAAAAAAAAUCAUUUGAAACAUAUACAAACACACAUACAUAACACACGUUGAAUUAUACGGAGCGCGCAGAAAAGUUAUCAAAACAAAAUGGGCACGCACUCUGAGGUUUAUAGAGAAUGCAAGAGCGUUUAGAGAGGCAUCCGAUGCUUUGCCUUCUUUUGCGUUCAUCCAGAAGAAACAAAAAUGAAAAAUCCAAGUAAAUAUAUAUAUAUAUAUACUGUCUUUAGCACUGUGUAUAUCCGGUUAAAAUUCAAUGGACGAUGUCGAGAAUGUUAAGUGGACAUCGACGGAGCGCGUAUAUUGAUCUGUAUUAAUUAGAAACGAGGGAAAAGAAGGAUGAAAGAAAAAAACAAUACGCAUGAAUCCAGUCAGAAUAAACCUUCGUUUAUGUAGAACUCAGUGUGUGAGAACGAAUUACAUUAUCCCUCAACAUAACAUCUCAUCAAUAUCGAAACAUCCUACUGGCUCGACGUCGAUUGAAAGUGCAUAUACAUAUUGUGUUCGUUUGUUUUCAACCCUAUCCCCGACGUCUCCUCGUCCUUUUCCCCGCUUUUUUACUGCGCGCAUCAUUUACUCCUCGCAUACUACGACGAAUAACGAUAUUAUUAAUGUAUGCGUGUAUAAAUCGAAUGUAAAUCAUCUGUUUAUCUAAGGGAUAAACGCAUUUCCUCCAGAGCUGAAGUUUACGUGGUGAUGCGAGUACACAGUCAGGAUAGAACCGCGCGACUUCAUCUCUGCUUUCUGUGUGUAUAAGAUAUUAUUGAAUGUACUUCCUCGGAUGAAGUGUCCCGACUCGCAAAGCAAAUAAUUUCAUAUAAGUCUCGAACAUGAGUUCCCAGUGUAAUCAUUUGUAAAUGAUCGAAAAGGACUUGCACUAAUCCGCGAAAGCGUUGUACUUAAAAGGAAAAGUGCAGGAACAUCGGCCCGUCUUAAGUCUAGCUUUCGCAGUUUUAAAUUUUACGUUUUAUCAAAGUGAACAUUAUUUUAACCAGUGACAUGAUUGAACACCGUUCUCGGCGUGACGCAUGUUCUUUCGCGGGCAACGAUCAGCGGCAUCUCUUCGAUGCGGCAAAAGAGCAUCGGGGAAUCGUCGAGAAAAGGAUACAUAAAAAAUCAUGGUAGAUGAGCUUUUAAAUGAAAAGAAUGGAUAGAAAAAAAUAAAUUACGUUCAACAGGCAGAAAACCAAGUAGCUAUCCUAGCUAGUCUGUAAUUGUGGUUGUACUUUUUCAUACGCCCCUGUGUAUACUAUAACGAUCGCUGUGGUAUAACAAAUUGCAGAAUAAACGAUUGUAUCCCGAUUCUCUUUUCACCCGCGCUCACUUCCGCUAUCACUGUCCUCGAUUCCAUUCUCAUACUUUCAUUGAUCUCAGUAAUAUGUUCAUUCACAUUUUUAUCGAUAAACCAUUCCGUCGAUUUCCGCUUAUGAAGUAAACAAGAAAAAAUGAAGAUAUUCUUUUUCUUUACUCAUUCUGUUUGUAUAUUCUUCCCAACUAAAAGAAUGUUGGCGAUUCACUGUAGAAAUAUUUGUUUAUCGUGGUAAAUAGCGUAAUUUAAAAUCUGUGUACGUUGUAAAAGAAUUCUUCAAAUGCAAUUGUUCCACGUUCAACAUUCCUAACGAUCGCUCGAUUAUUUAGAAUAUAAAGAAGCUUACGUGCGCAGUCGUUAUGGUGAAGCAGAAGUUCAUUGCAAUUCACAUUUCAAUCGUGUACCAUAAAUUUCUAAUCGCCACUGUAUCACCGAGAAAAACAGAAUCUGAAACUUUGCACAGUCCUUUCUCGUUACAUAUACAGUAAGCAAAAAUAACAUCAAAGAUAAUUUGCAACAAAACCGUAAGCGUGCAGCAAGAAAGCGAGGUGUAUACUCAGAACAAAGAGGAAUUAAACAAGAUCAAACGCCGAGAAGGAAAUGCGCAAACUGAACAAUCCAGAGUUCUGCCUAGAAAUUUUCGGUGUACAUCGUGUCCCUAUAUUUAUUUAGGUAUUAAUAAUACGAUACAGAUUUAUAAUGUAACGUUACAAAGAAUAACUCAAAGUAAUAUCACCGGCAUCGUAAGUAAGUAUAUGCGAGUAAUCUUAAGACCGUGAAACUAGGGUAUCGAGGAAGUUGAAAAGAAAAAUUCAUGCGAAUCGUUCGACCAAUAUUGCCGACAACAGCAUCUUUUAAGAGCGAAUUUUCGUACUUAAAAAAUGCGUCGUCGUCAAUAAUAUUGAUAAUCGCGUUGAAGACACCUUGGAGGGUAACGGAGUACCGUGAACGGAAGUACAUUUAUGAAGAACAGUAGAGAAUCAGAGGACAACAUCAGUAUCAUCACACGCGGAUAAUGAUAUUUAAAAUAGUUUACAUACAUACGUGCAUGUGCAUAACAUACCACGCGUACGAGUGGCAAGUCUCCGGAGAAGAACAAUUUGGUGUACAAUAAAGUGUCUGCUUGUCAGUGGCAACGAAUGUGGCGUUAAAAAUGAAUUCCAAAGGACGAUAAAUUGUGAGAUGCCUCAUUCAAUUAUUUGCUUACAUGAUGGAUUAAGAACAAGAUGAAGUAAUUCAAAGCGAUAAAAUUUAUUAUUACCGCGAUGAUGUAACGCGUAACUGAUUAUGAAAUGAAUUGAAUAAUGUAGAGUGUUCCUAAGUGAAAUCAAAGAGAAAAUCUCUGGUAAAAUAGAAAUGAUAGGUAGGCAUUGAUGUCACCUGAAUUUUAUUGUAGUGCUGUUAACGAAAAGCGUACCUAUAUUGGGAUCGCUUUCAUUCUUUUUUCAGGUACCGUUAUGCGUGUUUAAUCGAUUGUUAUAAAAAGAAAAUAAGAGAAAGAAGAAAGAAAUGACAUAUAACAUAACAGUUGAUAUGUCUACUCCAUCUUUUUAGACGUGCCAUCGUUUCCCUUGUCUCGUAUCGAAUAUUAUAUAUGUAUAUCUCUUUCCACCUUUCUGUAAUUAUCUUCGAAUUAUUCUAUCUUGUCACUAAUCCAUAAAGCGAAUGAUUAGAUCUGGAUAUCAAGAAAGUUUAUCGUAAUUUGGAGGAGAGGCUAAAAAAAAUCUGUCUUUUCUUUUUUCCGAUUCGCAUAUACAUUCUCACGCUCUGUACUACUACUACUAAUUUAACUAUUACAAUCAAUGCGAUUACACCGGGUACGAAUUUUUUCUGUAAAACCACACACACACGUGAAAGCUAUAAAUAAAGUAAUUACAACUCUCUAA
Ceratina calcarata is the source of this 4311-nucleotide messenger RNA. RefSeq names its product tyrosine 3-monooxygenase/tryptophan 5-monooxygenase activation protein epsilon (gene 14-3-3epsilon). Bases 142 to 912 code for a protein of 256 amino acids. The transcript is spliced from 4 exons. The record is from RefSeq and is a predicted model, not a curated record. NCBI's taxonomy places the organism in Eukaryota, Metazoa, Arthropoda, Insecta, Hymenoptera, Apidae.